ACAUAAAAAAAACUAAGAUGAAAUCCAGCAAUUUUGGGGUUUUUGAGCAGGAAAUCAACCCCAAUAGACCAUAUUAUAUACCAUCAGAGUAUUCAUAUGAUAUAGGACAAGGAAUAAAACGGAAUGUUUCAGAUACGACAUCAAAGAAAUGGACUAAGUUUGAAUACCUGAAUUAUUUUAAUCAGGAAGAUAAUAAAAAGUUAUUAAAAGCAUUGUUAUUAGAGACAGUAUCAAGAUAUUUGAGUAUAUUUAUGGUUCAGCCGUUUGAAAUAGCAAAAAUGCUUCUACAAUGUCAAUAUCAUGUUAAACGAGGGCUACAAAGUGAUAUAGAAGGAAGGAAGUUUUUUAAUGAGAAGAUUAGAGAAGGAAAUGAAGAAGAAGAAGAGGGGGAGGAGGAGGAGGAUAGUGAUUCUAUAAUGUCAAAUGAAUCCGAUCCGCCGUAUUUUUGUGAACCGAAUUCACAUGUAUUAUCACCUGAUAUAUCAUAUUCAUCUAAAAGAAGUAUUGUUGAUCGUGAAGGAUAUGUUUUAACAUCACCGGAUAAUCAUGAAAUAUAUUUUCCGUGGCAAAUUAAUGUUCAAAACUGUGGUAUAAUAGCGACGAUAUCUAGUUUAUGGAAAAAAGAGGGAUUUUUUAGUCUAUGGAAAGCUCAAAAUAUUUCAUUUGUUUAUAAUGUUUUAUUUUCUAUUACAGAAUCAUGGAUUUCAUCAUUUUUAUCGUCAUUUUUUUCAUUUCCAACGUUUAUUUCACAAAGUAUUGAUUUUGAUAAUUUGUUAAGUUCAUCUUUUAUAUCUUUAGCAUCAUCUGCUUUUACUUCUUUGCUUUUAGCACCAAUUGAUACUGCUAGAACACGUAUCAUAUUAACUCCAAAGUAUCUAAAAUCUCAUCAACAACAUCUUUCUUCAGAACCUUUUUUUUCAUUUUUAAUCUGUCCAUCUAUGCUUGUUUUACCAACUUUAUUCUACGCUACUUUACCUAAUGCUUUUUCUUACUUCAUUUCUAUAUUUUUUAAUCGAUCUGGACUUGUUAUAGAUUCUUACGAAACACCUUUUAUCUAUAAUCUCAUUUCACUUCUUUCUUCUUUGUCUCAUCUUUUCAUAAAAUUACCUUUGGAAACAAUUCUCCGUAGAGCACAACUUCAUCUAUCUGAUCUUAAACAUUCUCUUAUUAAACCUGGAAGAUAUAUCGGCAUUUCUGGUACUAUUUGGUGCAUUUUAUACGAAGAAGAUUCCGGUCCCUAUGGCUUAAAUGGUUUCUAUAGAGGACUUAAAAUGGAUUUAUAUACUCUCAUUGGCAUUUGGUCUCUUGGUUUCUCCUCCUUAUCUUUAGAUUUAUCACCUAACUUACCUAAUCUCUCUUCAUUUCAAUAAAUCCUCUUCUUCCUCUAAAAUUCAUACUGAUCUUAUUCUCUC
Pneumocystis carinii B80 is the source of this 1412-nucleotide messenger RNA. RefSeq lists its product as hypothetical. The transcript is spliced from 4 exons. The coding region runs from base 18 to 1370 and encodes 450 amino acids. NCBI's taxonomy places the organism in Eukaryota, Fungi, Ascomycota, Pneumocystomycetes, Pneumocystales, Pneumocystaceae. The record is from RefSeq and is a predicted model, not a curated record.